Paramacrobiotus metropolitanus is the source of this 3689-nucleotide messenger RNA. Its product is annotated as hepatocyte nuclear factor 6-like. Bases 784 to 2634 code for a protein of 616 amino acids. Gene Ontology annotation, molecular function: DNA-binding transcription factor activity, RNA polymerase II-specific; RNA polymerase II cis-regulatory region sequence-specific DNA binding. Gene Ontology annotation, biological process: regulation of transcription by RNA polymerase II. The transcript is spliced from 4 exons. NCBI's taxonomy places the organism in Eukaryota, Metazoa, Tardigrada, Eutardigrada, Parachela, Macrobiotidae. Gene Ontology annotation, cellular component: nucleus. The record is from RefSeq and is a predicted model, not a curated record.
UGUUGGUAUAGGCGAGUAUGCCCUGAGCCAGCACGUAGAAUUUCGUACGGAUAAUAUCGGGCCCGCUCACAGCUUUGACUAGGCGCAUGCCCGGCGCGGCGCGGGAUGAAGCAUACAGAAUCACAGGGAGAGAGACGUCCAGUAUUUUUAUUUUGUAAUGGUUCAGCCUUACUCGUUUCGGCACACAGUGUGUCUAUGUAAUAUCCGCAGUGAGCAGUGGUGCGUGCAUCGACAAUAGAGCUGAGUUUGUUCCACUUCCCGUUAGACGAGAAGGAAACUCUCGUUCCUCCACAUUUUCUGGACUCUUUAAUUUUGCAGCGUAUCGGCUGCCUGACGAGUGGUGCGCGUGCGGACACUGCAUAAACCGUACUCGAAUGCGCUCGCAUUAAGUGGCCAUUUCUCAGUUGUGGCUGGCGUUUGCUAUCGCUAGCAUUAACACUCUUGUGAACCUGAAGACUUUAUUUUGCCCAUACACUGCUCCAAAGUUUUGAUCACGCUACGAGACCCAUAAGCGUACAACCGGGAAUCUGCGGUGCCUUUUCCUUCCUGCCUUGCGCUUUAUGUAUUCCGCCAAUAAUUUGUGUACCGUAUAACGGCGUCUGUCUAUAGCGCCCGCUUCAUUCAUAACCCUGUGCCUCCUUGUUUUCCCUCAAAGUGCGAAUCAUUGGUCAUCAUUUUUCAUACCAAAGUUAAUGGAAAAGGAUAGAAUAUUGUUGCUGAACUGAUAUCAGUACCUUAUUUCCCAUUAAGUGCUACCCCAAGUGAUUUAAACUGGAGUACUCUAUGUACAACGUCAACAGCAUGAAUCGUGCGGCAGCGGCGCACAGUUACCAUCAGUCGAGAUCGCCGGCUUCUUAUCAGAACAGCGGUCGUUAUCAAUGGUGGCUACCGGUGGUACCGGAGAUGGAUGCCAUCCAGCAGUCAGACGGCUUACAUGAUUCCGGUGGCGUAUCGGAUGGAGGAGGCAGCGGUAACGGUAGUUCAGAUCCCCUAAUGAGUGCCGGAUCCGGGCAUGAUUUAGGAUCUCGUUCGCCAAACAUGACCAAUUCUGCAUUAAGCGACAGCACGGAGUUUCGUGUCAAUGCAGUUAUGAAUAUUCCUGAUUCCGCCUAUGCCACAUUUAACGGACGCCUUUCUCCGUCACAGUUCUCGGGGAAUGCCGGCUCCUAUGCCACACUAACACCGCUACAGCCUCUUCCACCGAUCGCCAGCGUGUCGGAGAAAUUCAGCCACAAUCCGGUAGCUACUCCACAGGGCUUUCAUUUUAUAACACCGAAUCACCAACUGUCCGUGCACAACAUAACCAAUACGUACCAGUAUGCGGCUGGAUCAUUUGCUCCCUUAACGGCCAUAUCGGCCCACCAGGCAGCCGCCGCCAGCGCGGGCAUCGGCGGUUAUACAGGUGCAUAUUCACACAAUGGCCUCCAAUCACCCAAAUCGUUUUCCCCUUCUAACGGAUUUGAAAAUCACAUUGCCUUAGCAGCGGCUAACUCUCUUAACUACCCCACUCCUCAACGACAUAAUCUUGCAGGUUCCACGUCGCCCUUCUCCUCAGCUAAUCUACAUUCCAACAACGGUGUCAGUCUGACCAUCCAGCUAGCCGGUGGGCUGUCAGUGCAGAGCAGUGUCUUCGGCCAGUCGCAGCAGGCAUCGCAGCAUUCCCAAGACUCUGAGAAUUCUCACCAUCAUGACCGGGGCGGCGGCAGUCCGAGCAAUCUCAACGGCUCACACUCGCCACCCGGCACCCCGACCUCCUCACCGCACAGUACGAACGGCAACGGUAAUAACCACAACGGACAGAUUGUUGUGGAUAAUAGUCCGGCCAAUUCGGUUAUGAGCGCCACCUCGCACAGUCAUGGCAGUUCGGCUGGUAUGGGGAAUACCAAUGGGUCAGCGGCUCAUGGGAAUAAACACCAUGCCGCACACCGAACGACAAGCCAUUCAUCUUCCGGUAACAAAAAUGCCAACAAUAAUACGACCGCCGCCGGCGCGACGGGCUCCGAUGAAGCGGAGGAUAUCAACACCAAAGAUUUGGCCCAGAGGAUAUCGGCGGAAUUAAAACGCUACUCAAUCCCACAGGCCAUCUUUGCCCAGCGGGUUUUGUGUCGCAGCCAAGGAACCCUUAGUGAUUUAUUACGGAACCCUAAACCAUGGAGCAAACUUAAGUCGGGCCGGGAAACAUUCCGGCGCAUGGCCAAGUGGCUGGAGGAGCCGGAGUAUCAGAGGAUGGGCGCGCUACGAGUCGCAGGAAAUUGGACAUCCCCGCAACCCGCUCCAGUUGGUGUCGUCUCGCCUGUAGUGCCUCAAGUACCCAGUAAACGGAAGCAAGAAAACCCCACGCCCCCUCCAAGUCAUUCCAGUCCGGAGCCGCAGCAACAGCAGCCUAAAAAGCCCCGUUUAGUAUUCACCGACAUUCAACGACGUACCUUACAGCAGAUCUUCAAGGAAACAAAACGACCGAACAAAGAGAUGCAACUUGCCAUUUCCCAGCAGCUGGGUUUAGAACUGAGCACCGUCGGGAAUUUCUUCAUGAAUGCCCGGCGCCGGUCGCAAGAUAAAUGGCAAGAUGAAGGGGACAAGGAGAAGGCCAAGGAAGGCAAAGCCAGUAAAAUUAAGAAGGAACCAGCGCACUGAUCGGAUCGGCAGUGUUUCCCAGCUGCAACCAUCUGUGCAAACAGGCUGCCCUGGGUGUACAGUUUAAUUACGUUGGUUCACAACAAAUGAUCUGUCCCAUACACAUUCUCCACUGAAAAGGAUAUUCCCGCGCGUUUUUCAUUGUACUCAUCGUUUACUCUACCUGUGCGUUUUCCAGUCCGAAUUCAGAUGCCCACAUCGCCGGCUGAUGCGCGAUACGCUGGUGGCAAAAGUCCAACGUUGACAGCAAUAACCUUUACCUACGUUCAAAGGAAAACCGCUCCUUUUAUGCACUGUAAUAGUGUGCCCAGAGUUGAUCCAGAUGUUGCGUUGCAGUUUGUAUUUUUUCUUUGAGUUUCUCAGUUGGUAUUCGUGGAAUCCUAGUCAAACAUUCCCGAUCUCUUGCGCAUUACCAAAGACAAGAUUAGUUAUUUUCCUUAUUUGUUUUAUUUUCACCUCAGUUUCAGUUGGCACUCUAGUCAUGUUUUCCCCGUGGUCAAGUUCUCAAGAUAUUUAAGAGUUUGUUUUGCCAAAUUAUUUUGUUGAUCUCGGUUACGGUGUUUUUGCGUUAAGUCGACGACGGUGAUUUUUUGUUUCGGUUUUCGCUUCAUUGAUAUUUUACUAGUAGUUAAUAAAAGGCAAAAAAACCUACGAACGCAAAUUACUGAGCCCACAUGGAUAUUGGACAAUCUGGAAUCCUUCCAAAUUUAUUUGGAUGUAUCACCUUCCAUUGUCAAUUAAUUGCCGCUAGAAUUGUUACGUUGUUGGGGUAAUCUGUGUUCCAUCAAGUUUUGCUAUGAUAUACGUAAAACAUAACUCCUUUUUGUUCCAAACCUAUCUGACGUUUAUGCACACAGCACCUUAUACAAUAUUAAUAGCAAAAUGUUUUACUUUUUUAGAUCAUCGUUGAAACUCCUUCGCAAGUGUCUUGCAUUUUAGCGGUGUGCGAUUAAUUUUGUGUGAAUUUCUGAUAACUGGUUGCCGGAACGGAAUUCGGUUGUUAUGCACUUUAUUACUAGUUAUACGUACGAGUACUCCUGGUGUUUACGUCAUAC